Molecule: messenger RNA, 2238 nt
Organism: Desarmillaria tabescens
Lineage: Eukaryota; Fungi; Basidiomycota; Agaricomycetes; Agaricales; Physalacriaceae
Exons: 5
Coding region: 1-2238 (745 amino acids)
Molecular function (GO): protein binding
Source: RefSeq, a predicted model, not a curated record
AUGCAAAAUUACUCGUUCCGGCUGAUCCGCGGGGUGGCCGUGCUAAAAGGCGGAAAGAUCCAAGACUCUUUGCAACUUGAGACUCAAACGGCAAACACCAUGGUAGAAAUCGCGUCCAUUACCGCCCUUAUCCAAAAGUGUCGUACAGUCGUCAAAUAUCUCAAGGAUGUACAAGAGGCGCCUAACGAAUGCAACGAACUCAGGAGGGAGCUACGGCAUAUGGAGAUUCAUCUGUCUACCAUUAAAAUAAUCACAUCACUGUCGGCUGCAGGUGACCCGUGGCUGAUGAUUUUACAGCAGUUGAACGAUCCUUUCCGAGAGCUUACCGGGCUACUGGUUGGAAUCGAGAAGGGUCUGAAGGCUACAACGUCGUGGUGGAAAAAGGCAGGGCCGAGGUCUCAGUGGACCAUUUCGGAACAGAGUGCGAAGAAGGAUUUGAUGAAGAUUGAGGAUAUCGGGUCGUUGAUCAUGCAUGUUGUCGAACAGCACGAGUGUCUAUACAAAAAAGCCAAGGAGGUAGCGGAUUGGCUCACUCCUGUGGAUCAUAGUGCCAUUCAACGGGAUAAGCUGGAACAACGUGUUGGCGACACUGGAUGGUGGUUCUUAAGUCGUCGAUGUUUCAGAGUUGGGUGGAAGCUCAUGAAUUUUCAAGCUGGCACCGGAAAGACAAUCCUGGCUUCUAUUGCUAUCGAUUAUUUGCGCCGACGAUUCGCCAAAGAAAACAUUCCCGUUCUUUGCGUUUUUGGUGACUGGCAAAACGCCGGCGCUAGGACUGCGCUCAGCAUAAUACGCAGCCUGUUGAAGCAGCUUUUAAAUGCCAAAAAUGGCCUGUCUUCCUCACUGGAGAAUCGAAUCCAAUAUCAAACGCUCAAUGAAUUCACAGAGCUUCUUAGGACCCAUUUGAAACGAUACCAUCACGCGUACAUCGUCUUUGAUGCAUUGGAUGAAUUUCCGGGUGAUAGGAAGGAGUUGGUUUCUGUCUUGAAGUCAUUAGGAGACAGUGUUCAUCUCAUGGUCACCUCAAGAAGCAAUGCACGCAUGGAACGGUUGUUUCAGGAUGAUGAAGAACUGCGUAUUCGAGCGGACGACGACGAUAUUCGGAAAUUAAUCUUGAAUAAGCUCAAUCAUGAGGAGUCUCUUUGUGUCUCCCUUACAGAUCGCGGUGAUCUGCGCCAGAGCAUACUGACUAGGAUCGUGGAGGGGGCCAACGGCAUGUUUUUCCUGGCGGAUAUGCACAUGACUCUACUAGCUCAGACCAAAGAUCGGGACGAACUUAUUGAGGCGCUUAACAAGCUACCAGACACUAUUGAAGGCACAUACGAGCAUUUCCUGGAAAGGGUCGAUUACUCUACCGCUCGAGAAUACCUUAUUUCUCAAAAAGACAGACUGUUUCCCGGUGUCCAAGAGCACAUAACAUGUACCUGUCUAACCUACAUGUCAUUCGACGUAUUUCACUCUCCCAAUGUCCUUCCCUUACCAAAACCCGAAAUCUCCGCAAAGUAUCCAUUCCUCAAUUAUGCGUCGAGUAACUGGGCAAUUCACGCCAGGAAGUGUGCACGGGGCUCUGUGGAAGAGGAUAUCCUCGCUUUUUUGCCAACCCAAGCAAGAAUUGCUCUGUCUUUUGAACAACCACCAGACUUGGAACCGGAAGUACCACGUACUCCUGCUUGGUUUGCUGCCAAAUAUGGUUUGCUGAAUCUUUUGGAGGCUCUUGUGGAGCGAGGGGUUGAUCUGCAGCGUGAAAACGUGCUGUGUAUUGCAGCCCACGGAGGGCAGCUUGACACGGUAAAAUUGUUGUUGUCGCGCGAUGAUGUGGACGUAAAUCAGGCCAGCAAGAUCACGUACCUUUACGAUUACUCUAUCGAUCGCAACGACGGUGCCAAUCGACUUGGAUUCGAGGACGGAAGAGCGUCUCGUCCUACUUUCUGCACGCCUCUCAUCGCCGCUGCCUCGAAUGGUUACGAAGAAAUUGUUAGGGUGUUACUAGAAUCCGAGGACAUGAAAUCCAUGAACCUUUUACCUCCCAGUGGACCCACCGCAUUAUCAGUGGCCGUAUUUGGUAACCACACUGGAGUGGUCAAGCUCUUGCUGUCGCAGCCUGGCAUCGACACCUCCAUCCGAUUUCUAGACGAAACUCCUCUUAUGCUUUCCAAAAGGAAAUGCAGAGACAAUAUCGUGAAAAUAUUUAUCGACCGAGGAAAUGGCGAUGACGGUCUCCGGUGUAGUACCUCAGACUAA